AUGUUGGGCAAGAAGUUCCUCAAGAACCCAUUCCACAAACCAGCCUCGGACGUUCCAAAGGAGGCAUACAACUGGAGGCUAUGGUUUGCCGUGUUGACCUUCUCUCUCCUGGGCGCCGCCCGUGGAUUCGACGAAGGUCUGAUCGGAACGACAGCCUCGCAGAAGUCGUUUUCCAAUCUCUUCCAUCUCAAAGAUCCCUCGCUGUCCAAGUCUGAGCAAGCCAACCGUCUGAGCAACAUCACCUCGAUGGUGCAGAUUGGUUGCGUGCUUGGUGCUAUGGUCGCCUUCUUCAUGGCUGAUCGUCUCGGACGUCUGUGGGCGGCGAGGCAGCUCAUCUUCUUCUGGGUUGUCGGACUCGCCAUCUUCAUCUCAGCGGGAGCCAACGGCAGCCUCGGACAGGUCUAUGCAGGUCGUUUCAUCGCUGGAGUCGGCAUCGGCCAGACUGCUGUCGUUGGACCUGCGUAUCUGGCUGAGAUUGCACCUUAUCCCAUUCGUGGGCUGGUCGUCGGCUUCUUUGCAGGUGCAUCAUACCUCGGAAUCAUGAUCGGCUACUUCGCCUCGUAUGGUAGUUCUCUUCACAUCUCCAACAACAGCCAGGCACAGUGGAUCAUUCCAAACUCAACUCCAUUGUAUGUCGCAGCCAUCAUCUUCGUCCUGAGCUGGUUCCAGCCUGAAUCUCCACGAUGGCUCGUCAAAAGGGGUCGCAUCGAAGACGCACGACACGCGCUGGCUACAAUCCGCCAGCUACCUGUGGACGACCUCUACAUCGCCAGAGAGAUUGCAGACAUCUCUGAGCAACUCGAACAGGAGCAGGAAGCAACAAUGGGCACCAGCAAGUUCGGCCUCGUCCGUGAACUUUUCCUGAUCCCCAGCAACCGAUACAGACUCUGGUUGUCCUUUGGUGCUCAGGUCCUCUCGCAGUGGAGCGGUGCUGGAUCCAUUACCGUCUAUGCGCCACAGUUCUUCUCCAUCGUUGGUGUUAAGGGCUCGUCCGAAGGCCUACUCUCGACGGCUAUUCUCGGUAUCGUCAAGUUUGUCAGCUCGCUCAUCAGCGCUAUCCUGCUGGUCGACAUCGCCGGUCGAAAGCCAGCUCUCUGCACCGGCAUUACCAUCCAGCUCGUCGCUAUGACCUACAUGGCCCUGUUCCUGACAAUCGACCCCUCCGUUGGCACUGCGGGUGCUGUCCAGUCACCUAGUCAGAAGCACGCGGCCACCGGUGCCAUCGCUAUGAUCUACUUUUCAGGUUUCGGCUGGGCGUUGGGAUGGAACUCCCUCCAGUACCUCAUCAACGCCGAAAUCUACCCCCUGAGGAUCAGAGCGUUGGGCAGCAGUAUUGCGAUGACCCUCCACUUCGCAAAUCAGUACGGCAGCAACAAGGCAAUCACAGAGAUGUUCUUGGCGCUCACAACAGCUGGGACCAUGUGGUUCUUCGCUGCGGUCACUCUGCUCGGUCUUGUAUGGGUAUGGUUCUUCCUGCCUGAGGCAACCGGCCGUACGCUUGAGGAGAUCGACGCAUUGUUUGAAUUGCCUUGGUACAAGAUUGGACGACAGAAACGUACUCCUCCUCCGGCGAGGGGUGUCUAUGGCGAAUAUGUUAUCGAUGAAAAGGAGCCAAGGGCACAAGCUCAUGUGGAGGACGCGAACGUCAAGGCUUGA
Messenger RNA from Zasmidium cellare ATCC 36951, 1656 nucleotides. RefSeq lists its product as uncharacterized. The transcript is spliced from 3 exons. Gene Ontology annotation, biological process: transmembrane transport; carbohydrate transport. Gene Ontology annotation, molecular function: carbohydrate:proton symporter activity. The record is from RefSeq and is a predicted model, not a curated record. Lineage: Eukaryota; Fungi; Ascomycota; Dothideomycetes; Mycosphaerellales; Mycosphaerellaceae. Gene Ontology annotation, cellular component: membrane. Bases 1 to 1656 code for a protein of 551 amino acids.